Messenger RNA from Penicillium malachiteum, 1002 nucleotides. RefSeq lists its product as uncharacterized. Bases 1 to 1002 code for a protein of 333 amino acids. NCBI's taxonomy places the organism in Eukaryota, Fungi, Ascomycota, Eurotiomycetes, Eurotiales, Aspergillaceae. The transcript has a single exon. The record is from RefSeq and is a predicted model, not a curated record.
AUGCCGUCCUCUUGGAAGAGAUUACUGAGAGUGUCGCACCGCUCGAGAAAAAAUGGCGAACAUGGCGAGUCAAUACCGACCCGUCAGCCUGAGGAGGACUCUGAGAUACCUGCGGAGGGGAAGACAGAUUCGGCACUAACUAUGGAGGCCCCGUCCCGAAUGAGCCCUCAGACACCUCUUCUAUCAAAUGCAAGUAGUCUCUGGCACGAAGCACAUGCGUUACUGAAAGAAAAAGACGCCAAGCUGGUUGAUGCUUACAAGACAGCUCUCCUUCAAGAAGCCGACGCCGGGCCAAGAGAUGAACUCUCCGAGGCAGAAAUGGAUGAGCGACUGAAAGUGAUUAUUGAAAGUCGACUGAAGGAAAUUGAGAACUCUCGAGUCAAGAUAAAUAUUGCCGGUCGGGAGGUCAACUUGCAGAAAUCAGUUCGCCGCUCCAUUGAGACGGUCUUGUCCGUUAAAGAUUUAGUGACUACUGCAGUUAGUUCAGAGGUUCAUGCGUCUCUAGCGUGGGCUGGUGUCUUAAUUUUACUGAAUCCCAUCGCAAAAGCAGUUAUGCAAAGCGACAAUACGACCGAGGGAUUUGCUAAGAUUUCGGAUCUAUUGGCGCAAUAUAGAGUGAUUGAAGGAUUUGAGAUAGACAAUGAUUCAUCGAGAAAUUUGACUUCGACUGCCUCAGAGGCAAGAAAGCAAUUGAAAAUAUCCCUCAGGGAAAAUUUUGUCAAGCUCUAUGCUGCUAUUCUUGAUUAUCAUAUUCGACUUGCUAAACGCUUCUCACGGUCGGGAUUCUUCCGCGCUUUAGAAGACCUGACAACUACAGAUGAUUGGCAAACCAUGCUUGAGACAAUCAUAACUCUCCAUGACUCCAUCUCCGGCAUUCUGAGGACAAUGCGCCAUGACAUGCUUCAAGGAGUUGACCAUAAGCUGGGAGAGCUGGAGCGAGAAUUGGAAAAGUCUAGGAAGGACAUGGAAGAAAUCAAACAUAAUGCUAAAGUGAGUAGAUGA